AUGACCUGCCGCUCCCUCACCCGGUGCCCCAUAAUCUUCGACGGCCGCGUCCCCUCCACCGCCGUCCCGACCGACUUCGACGCCCCAAACGGCGGCGGCUGGAACCCCUUCAACCCGUCCUACGUCAAGGGCAACACCCUCCUCUGGUCCGACAUCGUCCUCCUCCCGUCGGUCCCCGCCUCCCGCUUCGACGCCGCCGCCGGCUCGCGCGCGGUGGAGGUGACCAUCUCUGACGAGAGCAUCUUCAUGAGCCAGCGCGGGUUCCGCCGCGCGGGGCUGCAAUUCGCCGCGGACGCGAACACGGGCAGCCCCGGCGGCGAGGGGGCAAAGACGCUGCACUUCAGCGUGCGGCAGGACACGGAGAGGCCUUUGAACCUGACGCAUGAGUACCUGCCGAUGCUUGAUGAUGGUGCUUGGGAGUACAGUGUGCUAACGGGGACGUGGGGGAGACAGAACGUCUGGCACGAGACGGCGGCGUACGACGCCAACCAGUUCAACUUCCAGACCGGCACCAUCAUCGGGCAGCCGGGCUUGCCGGAAGACACCUUCAAGCUCCUCGACAGGGAGAACCGGCUGGUGUGGUUCACUCCGAUGGCCACGGACGGUUCGUGGCAGAAUUUCGCCCUGACGCUGGACUUUGAUCAAAACACGAUCCAAGUCUGGUACUCCGCCAACGACGAGCCGCUGCAGAAAUCAGGGGACAUCAUCUCAGCUGACCUCGCCGGUCAGGGCCAGUACCAGAUCGGCAUGCUCAAGAAGCCCACGGGGACCGACGACGUGGUGAACUCGGGGUACCAGGAGAGCGGCCUGGACGAGGGCCAGAUCUACGGCGGCAUCUUCAUCGAAGACAGCGCAGACGGAUGCGUGUCUGUAUGA
This is a messenger RNA of Colletotrichum chrysophilum, 876 nucleotides long. RefSeq lists its product as uncharacterized. The record is from RefSeq and is a predicted model, not a curated record. Bases 1 to 876 code for a protein of 291 amino acids. NCBI's taxonomy places the organism in Eukaryota, Fungi, Ascomycota, Sordariomycetes, Glomerellales, Glomerellaceae. The transcript is spliced from 3 exons.